Messenger RNA from Trichobilharzia regenti, 2711 nucleotides. The record is from the annotation of a GenBank genome assembly. Lineage: Eukaryota; Metazoa; Platyhelminthes; Trematoda; Strigeidida; Schistosomatidae.
UCUGGAUACUAUGAGAGAUGAUUUCAAUCAUGAGGACAGAUACAAUUCACUCGUUAUGCUUUGUAUCACAGUUGUCAAGGUCACAAUAUAACCAAUCACAAGGUCGAAGUGAUUUCAUUGGUCAAACAAUUAUGUUUAUUAAAACAACUAUGAGAUACGUUUUUUUCCAGACUACAUCAUUAGCACACUACAGUGUUCUAAUCAGUUAUUCGUCUAACAACGGUGUAGCUGCAUAAUGCGAAUUCUUAUUCAUUAUUUGUUCAUAUUACUAUGCUGUGUAAUUCAAUCGACAAUCUCCACCAGCCUAAUAUCAAAGCACACGAAUAUUAAAUAUGAACCUAAUUGGGAAUCAUUGGAUAAGCGUCCAUUGCCUGCUUGGUAUGACAAAGCGAAAAUUGGAAUAUUCAUUCAUUGGGGGGUAUUUUCUGUCCCCAGUUAUAGGACUGAAUGGUUUUGGUGGUUUUGGAAAGGUGAUUCAAAAUCGAUGCCAGAAAUCUCUGACUACAUGAAAAGAUAUCACGAUCCAGAUUUUGCGUAUGCUGAUUUCGCCAAACAAUUUCAUGCUGAAUUCUUUCAGCCAAAUGAAUGGGCUGAUUUGUUCAAUAAAUCUGGAGCACGUUAUGUUGUGUUAACAGCUAAACACCAUGAGGGCUUUUGUAAUUGGCCAUCAAAAAAUUCAUGGCAAUGGAAUUCAAUGGAUGUUGGUCCAAGACGUGAUCUAGUCGGUGAGUUAGCUGAAGCUGUUCGUAAAAGAACAAGUCUACGUUUUGGUGUAUACCAUUCAUUGUUUGAAUGGUUCAAUCCUUUAUAUAUCAGUGAUAGAGAAAAUAAUUUUACAAAACAGACAUUUGUUGAGCAGAAAACGAUGCCUGAAUUAUACGAUUUAGUGCUACGUUAUAAACCGGAUGUAAUUUGGUCGGAUGGUGAUGUCGGUCCAGACACUUAUUGGAACUCAACACAAUUUCUUGCUUGGCUUUACAAUGAGUCCCCAGUGAAAGAUACUGUUGUUACUAAUGAUCGUUGGGGUAAUGGAUGCUCGUGUAAACAUGGGGGUUAUUAUUCAUGCGAAGAUCAUUAUCGUCCAGGAAGAUUAGUUAAUCAUAAAUGGGAAAACUGUAUGACACUAGAUUGUUGUUCAUGGGGUUUUAGAAGAGACAUUACACUGAGCAGUAUAUUAACACCAGAGGCGCUUUUAUACGAGGUUAUCACGACUGUCGCAUAUGGUGGAAAUAUUCUAAUCAAUGUUGGGCCUACAGCUUGGGGCAAAAUUUUACCAAUUUAUGAAGAACGCUUAAUUCAGUUAGGCGAAUGGUUGUCUGUUAAUGGUGAGGCUAUCUACGAAACUCAACCGUGGAGAAUUCAAAGAGAAACUAAACCAGAUUUUGUUUGGUACACCUAUAAAGUGAAAGAUACUAUUGAAAGCGUGGAUUUGUCAAGACAGAUGACUAUUUUGGAUUUCAUUAAUAAUUUACAAUAUUUCAAAGAAAAUCCAGCAACAGUCUAUGCUAUUUUAACACAAUGGCCAGAGAAAAAGUGUACAACAGUCAAGAAUGUUGAUGGAUCAGAAUCGAUAAGCAUCCAGUGUAAGCGUGAACUUAUUCUACCCUCAGUAUCUGUGAGACCGAGUCUUUCACAGUUCGCUUUACUCGAUGGUAGUGCAACUGGUAUGCCAUUACCAUUCACACCAAUCAAAGAGUCGUCUUCAAGUGGUGUCAAGAUUGACCUGCCUGAUUUAAAUAUUGAGUCUAGUCAAAAACAGUUGAAAUGGGCUUGGUCAAUACGCAUGACCAAUGUAUUUUAGAUAAAAUAGUAGAUUAAGAAGGAGAAGAAUAUUAACUAAGUGUUUAUUGUUUAUUUAUACAAUGUUAACAAUGACGGUGAUGAUGACAAUGAUUUUAAAAGAAGUAAUUUUAUGCACACAAAAAACUGAUAAAUAAAACAGAAACACCCUUUCUAACUAUUGCAUACUCUUUUAUUAUUUUAUUACUCUUUUAUUACACACAUGUUCUUGUAUAAUUAUUAUGUACGCCCAUUUUGCUUACUAUUGAUUUUCCUUAAAAUAUAUAGAAACCGAAAAUAGAGGUUAUUUUAUUGGCAAGCUCUGUCACUUGAGAUCAUUAGGAGAUGAGUCACGCGUGACAUCUCAUCGCUUUCCACCUCGAGCAAUGUCAGCUGAAAUAGCAUCGGGCUGGAAAAUAGUUAUAAACUGUCAAGCCAAAACAUGGCAUCAAUUUUGUGAAGCAACUGAUUAUCGGUUUGAGCUACCUAUACAGGUGUAGAUUGUCUGUCUGGAAACCAUGAGACGUUAAGAUUCAUUCAUAGUGGUAUGACUCAAAAUCAUUGUCAGUUUCACAAAUGCAUUCCCUCUUUGUUAUCUUCCAAUUUCAUUCUAUUCUCAGUAUUUUUUAUGUAAUUAUUCUUUAUCCCAUACAUUUCCGUUCAUUACAAUUCCAUUGAAUCUGCUCUAUGUACAUUGAUUUAUAUAUACAAUGUAGCAGGUUGAAUUGCUUCACUGUGGUACAAGAUUUACCUCUGAAAAUUCACUUCGGUUGGAAAAUUUGUGAGUGCUUGAUUUGAACUUGGAGGUGGUCAUAACUGGAUAUCCAUGGAACAGUUAUCUUUGCUUUCACAGCGUGUUUAAGAAAAAUUUAAAACAAGAUUUUCCUGAACGUUUCGGUGUGUAAGCCACAGCUUCUUCAGCACACUUAUUC